AUGGCAGAAAUGGCCACUUUCGUUCAACAGUUAAAACAAGAACAUUGUUCCGAGCACGAAUCAAAAACUGAUAACGAAACCACUCCUAUACCACAAACAACAUCAAAAAGGUUUCUGCAGAGAAACUCGUGAUUAUAUAUAUGUUGAGUUAAUUAACAAGCUUGAAAGACCACCAGGCUUCAUGGAGAACAACAAAAUAAAUUACUGCUCUUCACUAUGUUAUAAUAGUUAAAGACCAUGUAAAGUCCGUUCUGCGCAUACGUUCUGCGCAGGCUUACAUUCCAAUGGUCCGGACCCGACCGUUGGACAACCUCGCAAGCCAGGGUCUUUUACCUGCGCUAGGGCUCCGGCGAAGACCCUGGUUCCCUCUGGUCACGUGACCUCCUAAAAAUUAUGACAACAAGAAGUCCUAGGGGAGGGUGGUUGAAAUGUGAUAUGUUGUAAUUUACAACUUCCGGUUAAAUGUUGUGUUUGCAAGCCUAGCCGAGGAGUGACUGUAGAAAAGCUAUGAGAAAGCGACUUCAAUUGUAAUAUGCAAAAACAUUCAAAAUGUAUAAUUUUUCUUAUUUGUUUGCAGUUUUCUAUUAUUUUGUAUGCAAACACUAUUUUGAAGCCCAAGCAGGUUAUUUGCUUGGAAAAGCUGUCCUUUGGCGUGUAUAUAUAUACUGGCAAUUUUUCCAACCGGUAAUAUGGCGAGUCGCUGAUUUACCAGCUUUUGCCUUUGAUGCUUUUCGCUAAAAGAGCGUUAGAAGAACGUCCAACUCAUGGCGUUUGUGUAAAUGAGUGAUGCUGCUCGUUACAAUAUAUCGCGAACGCGCCUUUGAUAAACAAUCCAGCUGGAAAAUUAUGUGCGAUAAACUCAGAGUAUCAGAGAUAGAUCGUUUAGAUAGAUAUGAAUUUAAAAAGGUUUUACAUGUAUAAAUACAAUAAAUGUUCUUCAGCAGCCAUUAAAAUGUGACAACCAAGAGAUUGAUUGCGAUGUAGCUGAAAUUAAUCAAAAGACAAAACUAAUUCUACAUGUUAUUUUUCAAUCAUCCAUUAUAUUGUUAUCUCAAUUUUGUUCACUAUGAUGCCAAACGUAGUCUGAGUUGUGUGUUGUAUUUUAUAACGUACCAGUCGUUAUUGCAUGACUGCCACAGCAUAUAAACUUGACCGAAGGCACAUAAAAGCGGAAUCGCUUGGCUUGCAUGUUUGCUUUGAGUUGGUUGCAAAUUCUGACCGAAAGAUAUGAUGAGAUCUUUUACGAAAAAGCAUUCAGAUACAAGCACGGCUGAUAUUGAUGCCUUGAGGGACAUUUGCAACCCAAUUUAUGCUGUAGUGUAUGCAAAACACAAUGUUUAUGUGUUGAGUGUAGUUUAUAUAUGGAAAGGGAAUGAUUUCAGUUACCUGAUUAGACAAAUAUUUUGGGUCUGUGAAAUACUCUUGACUUUGCUUGGUACCAAAUGAAUACACAAUUAAUCACAAAUUGAAAUCAUAUAAACUCAAUUUACUUCAUGGACAGUACGAAAACCCAUACAGCAGUGCCAGAACAAAAUUCUAAAUUGAAUAUAUAUGUAUAUAUACAGUAUACUGUAACCAUAUAGCUAUUUCAAUUAAAGUUGACACAGAAAAUAGUUAGAUGUACAAUAAUAUGAGUGCUAAAUGAUUAAUGGAUAAUGAUAGUUUUCAAUAAGUUUAACACCUCAAAUAUAUUAUGAAUACCAAUUUAAUUUGUAUUCCCAUGAGGCUAUGGAUGUGUUAAAAUAGUAUUUUUUUAGCGUUCAAUUGUACAUUUAACUAUUGUCUGUGACACUAACCUUAAUCAUUGAAAUAGCUGCAUUAUAAUAUAGAACAAGUGCCAUUUGAUUUGUGCAUCUAUUAAUCCUUUCAAGCUAGGGUAUAGUCUUGGUAGCCUAUGCUACAGCCAUACAAAUCAUUGUUGCUUAUUCGUGCAAGUGUUACAGUAUUCACAGUCAUAAUCAUUCCUCUUUAUCUUCUGAGUUCUGAUGUGUCCACUGGUAUAAGUGCUUGGUGAAUGUUCCUCUUGCGAUUGUUUAGCUAGUCAUCAAAUGCAGCGACAAUUUGUCUAUAAUGUUGCUAUAAUGUAUCUGAUGAUAUAUCUGUGAAGAAAUUUUCAUGAAAGUGAUCAUGUAUUACAAAUGGUUUCAAUUCCAAGAGAUGAGAUAAAAUAACAUGUACAUUUUCUCUGAACUUUGUGCUUGUGAGAGGAUGCCUUCUUGACUUAAUUCCUACAGCUAUGUCGAAGUUGUUUAUCAUUUCUGCAGAUAUCCCUCCAGUCGCUCUGUCACUGUCUUGGGUGUUUUCUUGGCCCCCAUUCUUUUAAUUUAAUGUUAAUUCAGGAAGAUUAGAAAAUCCGUCAUCCGAUCGGACAUCACACGCAAGAAUUUCACAAUUCACAAAUUCUGCGAUACGAAGCAGGUUUUUAUUUCGCUAUUCAGCUACCUCUAAGAAUAGGUUCGGUUGCAAUAUUUCUUGUCGAUAAUACUACCACAAAGGUGACACUUGCAUUCCGAAAACAAAGCGGACUUCGGAUAAAUCAUUUUUGGAGUUUCCUUUCGCUGUGCCAUAGCUUGAGAGCUACUGAAUACUGUACUUUGACUUUGUAUAAGUGUGCAUUUGACCUUUAAUGCUUUAUUUUCUUUGCGUUGAUAAAUAAUGGCUCCACUUCCAGGUGUAAAACAGACCUCCAGCCGUGCAAAUUAUAUCAAAUAGGUGUAAAAAGCUUUCAAGCGGUGACAUAUUUCAUAAAAGAUAACACAAAAACCGACAAAACCCAAAACAUGAGUUAAUACAGAGCGUAAAUGGCCGUAUUUUCCAUAGGCAUAGUUAUUGAUUUUUUAGUUUUCGGCUUUUCGCUCUUGAAUUCCCUCUACCACUCCUCCCUACGUGGCAAAGAGGCGGCAAUUCGAAUUACCCCUAAAAUCUGGGGGUUCACGUGACCAGAGGGAACCAGGGUCUUCGCCGGAGCCCGAGCACAGGUAAAAGACCCUGGCUUGCGAGGUUGACCGUUGGAAUGUUAUUAAUAUUUCGUAUCUUUUGAAUUUUCUUGAAUUGAAUCUCUAGUCUGUAUUAAUUUACAAGAAUAGCGAACCAGAAGAGUGUUAAAAAUUCAGCCGAUCGCGAAUAUAUAUCUAAUCAUAUUUUACAACUGUAGCACUGAGUUCAAGUGUGUGCUGAGGAAAGGUUGUUUAUUCAGCAAUUCCCUUAGAAUUUAGUUCCGAAAAUAGGAACGUAUGUUUGUUCCUAUCUCGCGUUCUUUUGCAACUUAAAAAUUUAGUUCCGAAAAUCGGAACGUGUUUUUGUUCCUUUCUCGCGCAGCCGAACGAAUGGUUCCUAAAGCGGUCUAAAAAGGAAUGAGAUGCUCCGCUUUAGUUUGUUCCUUUAUGAAGAGAACAGAGAUUUUUGUCCCCCUAAAUAAUGACGGUACUAAACGUUCCGCUUCGUAUCGUUCCGAAAACCAAAACAAGUCAGAUAAACAUACAUGCACGUCAAUAAUCUAGUUUGCCUCGUUCGUUCCGGCAAUGGCACUAACGUUACAAUUUUCUGUCGCAUUACAAAGUAAGUAAUGAUAUUCAUACUUAUCAACGAUGAUACAUCUUCGUGAAGCCAGGGCCUUACAGGUACGUGCACGCUGUCGGUGGGCCGAAGAGGGCGAAACAUCCUCUUCUUUCUUUUUAAGUUUGGAGAAAAAGCACCGGGCCAAGCAGGCGAUUACUAGUAUUCGAGUCCCCGACACAGGACUCAUUCACCAUGACCCGUUUAAGAUCUUGGCGACAUGGCGCUCUUACUACCAAUGUUUGUUCACGGCUGAGGUCUGCAAUCGAUCUGAGCAGGACAUCAUGCUGGGUCGCUUAACUCGCCGUUUGAACAAGUCGGAGUGUCCCUAUAUGUCGUGUGUCGCGUGUCGUGGGUUAAAAGUCGUGUGUCGUGGGUAAAGUCGUGGGUAAAGUCGUGGGUAAAGUCGUGGGUAAAGUCGUGGGUCAUAAAAUGUGCUAAAAACGCAUUUUUUCACGAAGAUAUUUUUAUUUUUAAUAUUUUUUCGUACUUUUUUCAUUUAUGCAUUAGAUAAAUACAGGAAAAUUUAACGCAACAAAUCUCCAGUAAUAAAAUAAUUUCUUAUCUUGCUGUUAUCUAUAGUAUAACAAGUAAAUGUUUGAUUUUGUUCCCGUUUCGUGUAGUCUAUAAGCCUAUAGAAUAUAAGUUGAUGAUAAAAUGUCUUAAUUAGUUAUAGGAUAUAGGUUUAUCAGUUAGCUUUGGAAGUGUUAUAGUCCCUAUCAUGAACGUCGGGAAUAACUAUGUCGAUUGCAUAUGUCUGAUACAAAUUCAUAUUGUCUAUUGAGCUAUAAAUUUUACGCUGCAGUGCCUCGGUAUAAUUAGUGGCCAACGCUCGAGCCUCAAAUUUUGCUAUUUUAUCUCCCAGACCUAGUAUAUGUUCGUGGCCCUUAAAGGUCGACAAACAUUUCAUGUGUAUGUGGCGUUCGGAAAUAUUCCAUAAAUUGCUACGAUUUGGGAUUUCCCGAUUGAAAACCGAAUCGAAACGAUUUGUGUGAUGUCGGGCUAAUUGCCAACCGAGCGCGCUAGCCGCUGUUAUUUCGACAGAAUAUGAUACCUCUACACUUUUCAACCGUAAUUUUCAGCGCGCAUUGUAAUCAUAUACAUAUCGUUUAAUUUAGCUUCAAAAACUUGAUAAAAUACAUGUUAUUCGUGUUGGUUCCCGCGGAGCGCAAUGGUGUCAUAGUUGCCAGAGGCAGACCACAUGCAAAGCCGCUUCGGUACAAAUCAUGUAUAUAACGGGAAAUCUUGCUUAUUUCAGUCUAAUAAAGUCAACCUUUUUUCUUUGAUAUUAAUGUACGCAACAUGCUGCGCAUUUUACAUUUAACAAAAUAAGUUUUUGAAGCUAAAUUAAACGAUAUGUAUAUGAUUACAAUCCGCGCAUUAUUGAUUACGGCUGAAAAGUGUAGAGGUAUCAUAUUCUGUCAAAAUAACAGCGGCUAGCGCGCACGGUUGGCAAAUAGCCCGACAUGGCGACAUCGCACAAAUCAUUUCGCUUUCAAUCGCGAAAUCCCAAAUCGUAGCAAUUUAUGGAAUAUUUCCGAACGCCAAAUACACAUGAAAUGUUUGUCUACUUUUAAAGGGCCACGAACAUAUACUAGGUCUAGGAGAUAAAAUAGCAAAAUUUGAGGCUCGAGCGUUGGCCACGUAGAGUUUAUAGCUCAAUAUGUUUGCAUCAGACAUAUGCAAUCGACAUAGUUAUUCGCGAUGUUCAUGAUAGGGACUAUUACACUUCCAAAGCUGAUAAACCUAUAUCCUAUAAGCCUAUAACUUAGGGCAUUUUAUCAUCAAACAAUACAUUUAUAGACUUAUUAGACUAUACGAAACGAAAACAUUUAUACUUGUUAUACUAUAGAUAACAGCAAGAUAAGAAAUUGUUUUAUUACUGAAGAUUUGUUGCGUUAAAUUUUCCUGUAUUUAUCUAGCGCAUAAAAUGAAAAAGUACGAAAAAAAUAUUAAAAAUAAAAAUAUGAAAAAAUGCGUUUUUAGCACAUUUUAUGACCCACGACUUUACCCACGACUUUACCCACGACACAAGACUUUUAACCCACGACACGCGACACACGACAUAUAGGGACACUCAACAAGUCGGAGGUCGAGUCCUGUGAAGGGGAGUUAUCAGAGGCGGACUGUCGUGCUGCUCUUCACGGCAUGUCCCGUGGCAAGACGCCAGGUUCUGAUGGAUUCCCGAUAGAAUUCUUCGUUUCUUUUUGGGACCUUCUCGGUCCAGACCUUGUUCGAAUUGUCAACCUUGCAUAUUGAACUGGUCAACUUUCCACCUCACAACGUCGGGGCAUCAUCAUUGUUUUGUAUAAGAAGGAUGAUCGCCUCGAAACAAAAAAUUACCGCCCUAUCAGUCUCCUGAACGUGGAUUAUAAAAUUGCAACUAGGGCUAUUUCUGGCCGCCUUUUGGGCGUUAUUGGCUCAAUUGUCGGUUACGACCAAACGUGUGGUAUCCCGGGUCGUACCAUCUCCGAAAAUCUGAUGUUGAUGCGUGACCUUAUUGAGUAUGCCGAUUGGGCGGAUAUCUCCCUUGCUCUUCUCUCGUUGGAUCAAGAGAAAGCUUUUGAUCGGGUCGAUUGGUCUUUUCUCCAACGCAUCCUCCACACUUUUGGUUUUGGCAAUUCAUUUCGACAAAUGGAUCUCCCUUUUUUAUUCCAAUGUUGA
Molecule: messenger RNA, 6219 nt
Organism: Paramuricea clavata
Lineage: Eukaryota; Metazoa; Cnidaria; Anthozoa; Malacalcyonacea; Plexauridae
Source: the annotation of a GenBank genome assembly